AGCGUCAAUAAAAGGCGGCGGCAGAGGCCGGGAGCUGUCACUUGGGGCUUGGAGGAUUAUCGUGGCGAAAGGCGCUUCACGUUCAACCUGAAAAUGCCAGGAUUCUUUUUCUCCCACARCAACAUGAGUGAAUUAAGUGGAAAAGAAGAUUGCAAGCUGGCAGAAGGCAAGGGCCAUAAAAAGAAGCAGAAGGCUUUUGGUGCAGAUCUCAAAAAUUAUUUGAAGUGCAUGGUACCACAUAUUGAAUCUGGGAUCAAGACUUCCAACUCUAGAAAMGACAUGCUUUCUGYGGAGGAAGUUAUUCAGUGGUCACAAUCUUUGGAAAAGCUCUUGGCCAGCCAAAGUGGUCAAGGUGUCUUUCGGGAGUUCCUGAAGUCAGAAUUCAGCGAGGAAAACAUCGAGUUCUGGUUGGCCUGUGAGGAUUACAAGAAAACCAAGUCUGACCACCUGCAUGGCAAAGCAGAGAGGAUUUAUGAGGAGUUUGUUCAGUCAGAUGCCAUCAAGCAGAUCAAUAUUGAUUAUCAGAUGAGGGAAGCAACAGCCAAAAAAGCUCAAGACCCAACUCACACGAGUUUUGAUGAAGCCCAGAAAACGGUGUACAUCCUUAUGGAAAGGGAUUCGUACCCCAGAUUUUUAAAAUCCAAAUCCUACCUGAACCUUUUGAACCAGCUGCAAAGCAACCCUUCCAAAUAAAGUGUUGGAAGAGCCAAGGAGACUCUGUGACAAAUAUCCUGCAAAGAGAUCCGCCACGGUGRCUGGAUCUUGCCAAGGAAAAUCCCAGCCUUGGGAGGAGGAGUGGAAAGAGCUCCACAGCCACGAGAAUGAGGGAUAAAAGCUGGUGAGGAUGCCACAAGGGCAGAAGCAGCACAGGAGAAAACCCCUUCCUCCCACACCCAUGGAGCCAAGGCAGGAUAUGAAAAUUGUAGUUGAAGCUGCMCUGGGAGCAGUGAACUAUGCCUCAGGUCCCAAGGAACUGUUGAUUUUGUCAGGAASUGCAAGACUUGCAAGCUGAACAAUGGGAAAAGAUCAUCAAGUCCAGAAGGAAAAGUAGGAUGACUGACAAUUUUGGGCAUCACAAGAAAAUGCCAAGAAAAGACUGACAUCUCUCUUAAAAAUCUGUGUUAAUGAGUGUGAGUGUGAGCUCCACGAUGCUGUUGUGCUAUGUAAAUACAUUCUAAAUUGACAUGUCUUAAAAUUGRUAUGUUUUAAAUUAUGUGAGAUCGAUAUAAGCUGUAUUUUUAUUAAGUUUGUAUUCAACAGGCAGGUAUGUAGCAUCUUUGCUGUUUAAUUUAUUGAAAAAUAAUAACAAACUCUUCAUUGAGAUAUAAAUAAAAUAAACUUUCAUAGU
Messenger RNA from Malurus melanocephalus (red-backed fairy wren), 1348 nucleotides. RefSeq names its product regulator of G protein signaling 1 (gene RGS1). Bases 94 to 693 code for a protein of 199 amino acids. Lineage: Eukaryota; Metazoa; Chordata; Aves; Passeriformes; Maluridae. The record is from RefSeq and is a predicted model, not a curated record. The transcript has 5 exons.